Dendronephthya gigantea is the source of this 952-nucleotide messenger RNA. RefSeq names its product exosome complex component CSL4-like. NCBI's taxonomy places the organism in Eukaryota, Metazoa, Cnidaria, Anthozoa, Malacalcyonacea, Nephtheidae. Gene Ontology annotation, biological process: RNA processing. The record is from RefSeq and is a predicted model, not a curated record. The transcript has 4 exons. Gene Ontology annotation, molecular function: RNA binding. Gene Ontology annotation, cellular component: nuclear exosome (RNase complex); cytoplasm. Bases 85 to 678 code for a protein of 197 amino acids.
CCUUUUAUGUCCCCUUUUUCCAAUAUGGCGGAAGAAUUGAAAGAAAUUGUGGAUUUAACUUAAGGAAGAAAAAGUGAAUUUACCAUGAAAGAAAGUGCUGGAGAGGUUGGAAUGAAACAUGAUAUUGUUGUACCAGGUGAAUGCCUUGGAUCAGCCGAAGAAUUUAAGUCUGGGGAAGGGACGUAUGUGAGAUUUGGUCAAGUCUAUGCAAACCGGAGCGGUUACAAGAUUGUGGAAAAACAUGAUGAAAGUGAGAGCGUAGUUACUGUUAUGCGUGAUAAGCACACUCAGGUUUUGCCUACUAUUGGUGCAGUUGUCACAGCUAAGGUGACUGGGGUGAACACAAGGUUUUGCAAGCUGGCAAUUCUUGCUGUUGAAGGAUGCCCUCUGAAUGAACCAUUUCGAGGAACUUUAAGAAAAGAGGACAUUCGGGCAACAGAGAAGGAUAAAGUUGAGAUAUACAAGUCAUAUCGACCUGGUGAUAUUGUUCAAGCAAGAGUAAACUCAUUGGGUGAUUCACACUCGUAUUUUCUAUCAACUGCUGAGAAUGAACUUGGAGUGAUUUUUGCCAUGAGUGAAGCAGGUGCAUCCAUGAUCCCAAUAAGUUGGAAAGAGAUGCAGUGCCCUGAGACAAAGACAAAAGAAUUCCGAAAAGUUGCAAAAGUACAGCAGGUGUAAACAAUGCAUUUGUCUUUAUGCAAGACAAGGAAAGAUGACCAAUGAAAAAAGGCCAUACAAACUUUAGAUUGCUGGUUUGAAUGAAAAUACAAAGAGAAUAUACAUUGGUAUAGUCAUGGAAUCAGCAGCAUAUGGAGAUCAGUGGAUGGACAAAAUUAUCUUGUUCUUGUAAUGCACGCUGGGAAGUAGGAAAAUAGCCACUUAUUCCCACUUAUCCCUCCUUAUCCCAUUAAAAAAUUGUAAAAUUUUAAAAUAUACAUGAAUAAAUUACUGA